CUACUCGCCGGCCCUCCCCGCUCCUUCCCCGCAGAAGUCCGGGCAGCAGUCCCUCGUGGCUGAUCGGAGGCAUGGCGCACUACAACUUCAAGAAGAUCACGGUGGUUCCGUCCGCCAAGGACUUUAUUGACUUGACAUUGUCGAAGACUCAACGAAAGACUCCGACAGUUAUCCAUAAACAUUAUCAAAUCCAUCGCAUUAGACAUUUUUAUAUGAGGAAAGUCAAAUUUACUCAGCAGAAUUACCAUGACAGACUCUCACAGAUUCUGACGGAUUUCCCCAAAUUGGAUGAUAUUCAUCCAUUUUAUGCUGAUUUGAUGAACAUUCUGUAUGACAAGGAUCAUUACAAGUUGGCUCUAGGACAAAUAAAUAUUGCCAAAAAUUUAGUGGACAAUGUUGCUAAAGAUUAUGUGCGGCUUAUGAAAUAUGGUGAUUCUCUCUAUCGCUGCAAGCAGCUGAAACGUGCGGCCCUUGGGCGAAUGUGUACUAUUAUCAAAAGACAGAAGCAGAGUUUGGAAUAUUUGGAACAAGUGCGUCAGCAUCUGUCCCGUCUGCCGACCAUUGACCCGAAUACAAGGACCCUGCUUCUCUGUGGGUACCCGAAUGUCGGCAAGUCCAGCUUCAUCAAUAAGGUGACGAGAGCAGAUGUGGACGUCCAGCCCUACGCCUUUACCACCAAGUCUCUGUUUGUUGGGCACAUGGAUUAUAAGUAUCUGCGCUGGCAGGUGGUGGAUACUCCGGGGAUCCUGGACCACCCUCUGGAGGAUCGCAACACCAUUGAGAUGCAGGCCAUCACUGCGCUGGCUCACCUGCGAGCCGCGGUUCUCUACGUGAUGGAUUUGUCUGAGCAGUGUGGGCACGGACUCGGGGAGCAGCUGGAGCUCUUCCAGAACAUCAGGCCACUCUUUGUCAACAAGCCUCUUAUCAUUGUAGCAAACAAAUGUGACGUGAAGAGAAUAGCUGAACUUUCUGAGGACGAUCAGAAAAUAUUUCUAGAUCUGCAGGCUGAAGGGUUUUCUGUGGUGGAGACCAGCACCCUGACGGAGGAAGGGGUUAUUAAAGUGAAGACAGAGGCUUGUGACAGGCUUUUGGCUCAUCGAGUUGAAACUAAAAUGAAAGGAAAUAAAGUGAACGAGGUGCUGAACAGACUGCAUUUGGCUGUUCCCAGCAGAAGAGAUGACAAGGAGCGGCCCCCAUUCAUCCCUGAAGGAGUCGUGGCACGCAGAAAGAGAAUGGAGCUCGGGGAGCCGAAGAGGAGGCGGGAACGGGACAUUGAGCUGGAAAUGGGAGAUGAUUAUAUUCUGGAUCUUCAAAAGUACUGGGAUAUAAUGAAUUCAUCUGAGAAACAUGAUAAGAUACCUGAGAUCUGGGAAGGCCAUAACAUAGCCGACUAUAUUGAUCCUGACAUCAUGCAGAAAUUGGAAGAGUUAGAAAAAGAAGAAGAGCUAAGAACAGCUGCUGGAGUGUAUGACAGUGAAUCUGAAACUGAAGAUGAAGAAAUGGCAGAAAUCCAACAGCUGGCAAAACAGAUUAGGGAAAAAAAGAAGUUGAAGAUUCUGCAGUCCAGAGAGAAGGACACACAGGGACCCAGGAUGCCUCGGACAGCCAAGAAGGUUCAGCGGAAGGUUUUGGAGGAUGAGAUGCGCAGUCUCGGUGUCGACAUGGACAACAAAGACAAUGCCCAUUAUGUGGUCCAGGCUAGAAGGUCUCGGAGUGUCACAAGGAAAAGGAAGCGGGAAGACUCUGUCCCACCCACGUCUGUGGCCCGGAUUCGCAGUUGCUCUCGGACCCCACGUGAUGUCUCUGGUCUCCGGGACGUCAAGAUGGUGAAGAAAGCCAAGACCAUGAUGAAGAACGCUCAGAAGAAGAUGAAUCGCUUGGGGAGGAAAGGGGAGGCAGACAGACAUGUGUUUGACAUGAAACCCAAGCACCUGCUCUCGGGAAAGAGGAAAGCUGGUAAAAAGGACAGGAGAUAGUGUCCAUCGCAACUGAAGCGCUUUGGCUCGACUUCUUCCUGGUUUGGUUUCACAGAAUUGAAGUCGUGAUCUGUAAACUGAACGUGACAGUGGAAUAACUCAAGCACUUGUUGCUUUGCUGAAAGCUGUGGUUACCCGAUAACUGUCCAGGUGUGGGGGAUUUUUAUCGCUGCAUAAUACAGAUAUUUUGAGCAGGCAGUGGUUUCUCAUUUAUGGAGUUUUGGUUGCUUCAGACUUGCAGGGCUGGAAGGAUAUAUUUAUGUGACUUGUUUUUGAUGGAGAAAAAUCUUACUCUCUUGUGCAACGGGGAACUUUGGUUUCACUGCAUGUGUAGAGUCCUUAGCUGGUGAAAACUUACAGAUGUCAGGAUGCCAGGACUAAGUUAUCUUCUAAUCCUUUUGUACAGUGUACUGUUGUAGUCUGUCUUCAACUAGUUUAUCCAAAAUAAACUUCCCAAAGAAAGCAGUUUUAUUUAGUUGGUUUUGUUUUUGUUUUUUUAGUUACAAAUCACUGUCAGUUUGGGCAGAUGAAAAGGGAAAAGAAAGUAAAUGGCAAUUCUUUUUCGUUUUCAAAGCGAAAAAUACUUUUUAGUGGAACAGAAUGUUGCCUAAGUUACUAAAGCAGUUAAAUGUGGGCAUCUGCUGCUUGUGUCCACUGCUGAAAAUUAAUUUAUUUUGAGUAGAAAUCAUUGUGAGGUACAUGCCCAGUAAAACGUAGGAAAUUAACAUUUUAGAAUAUUAAGUGCUUAAAACGUCACUUCUCGACCACAAAACUGCCGUGGCCACCGCUUUGUGUGCAGUUUCAAGCAUCCCCUCUGCUGACUCACGGCAUUUCUAAGUGCACCUAUGUGGGAGUCUUCCAGUGUCAUGCAGUGUAAUUCAAGGUGUGUUUGAAAGUUGCAUUACAUUUUGGGGAUCCAAAGUAAAAUUUUCAUUUGUUUAUGCUGAGAAAGAUUAUGUAAAGAGAAACCUGUUGAGUGUCAGGUGAGAGGGAGUAGGAAGCACCGGAGUCCCUCUCCUCCCAGGUUACAGUGGCUCUGGCAGAAUCUGUGCUGUAACUAUUGAAUAUUUGGGACUCCAGCAUCUUUAAAGGCUCACCUCUUCCAGGGAAAGGCUCCAUGGUAAACCAGUUUGUCAGUUUUAGCCCCUGUGGCUUAGCAAUUGCCUCACCUCUCACCCCAAACCCUGUGGCAGUCACUGUACCUGUGUUUCUGGACGUGCUUGUGGGAUUCAGAUUGGGUCCUAAGGGCCUUGUUCUCCAAAUAUUAGGAUUUUGUUUUGAUUGACAGUUGCUGCUUCUGAUGGCAGAGGUUUGUUUAUACAGAGAUGGAUCCCCAUCAGCUGAAUUUGAAGGGUCAGUGCCUGUUUCUUUUUCCCUUGCAUUUUUCCUUUUUUACCCCUUUGGAGAGCUAGAGAUGUGAGGAUUAGGACUUAAGAAAGAAAGCACUGCUGGCUCAGGGGAAUUUAGAAAGUCAGCAUGUCUGUGUCCAGGGAAAGACACACAGUCGGAAAGGAAGUGAGAGACGUGAAGACCUCGGGUGGUACAGAUGCCCAACAACAACUAAAAAUUCACAUACAAAGAAAUAGGAAAGUGUGUGGUCCAUUAAAGGAAAAAACUGAGAAACUGUCCCUCAGGAAGACAUGACAGACUUACUAGACACUGCCUUAAAGAUGCUCAAGGAGCUAAAGGAAGACGUGGACAAAGUCAGAAAAAACAAUGAACAAACCAGGAAUAUCAUCAAUAAAGAGAAUAAAGUUUUAUAGACGGCUUCCUCUGCUCUGUACCUGUUGUCAGUGGUUUGCCCAGCAUCUAACAAACAGUCUAAGAUGCCACGGCCCAUAUGGCAACCACUAGCCACUGUAGCCACCCAGUAACUGGUUACAUGUGUCUUUUAGCCUAAAAGUUCCUACUAAAGAACUAGAAACAAUAUAAAAAUGCAUUUUGAAGCUCUAUGUCAUUUAUCACUUAAGCUACCGUAGGCGGGUUGACCUAUUAACUGUAUUGAAGUUUUAACAAACUAGACAACAGUAUCAAAAUGUGGUAAUUUAGUUUUGUUUUUAUUUUUCAAUAAAGUUACUAUUAGCUACACAGUCUUGCCUGAAAUUAACUGUUCAGGGUUAACAAAUGGAUUUUUCUACUGAAUUUAUAAAACAUUUAGCUUUGUAAGAAACAAAUUUUUAUCUUUUUCUUCAUUACUUAUUAAUACACAGCAUUCAAAGAUAAUAAAGCUGUCUUAAGAUUUCAAAUCUGAGAAGUCUAUGACAAGAGUUUAAAGAAGUACAUUAGUCAGUGUACUUUAAAUAUUAAUACACACAUAUUCCAUAACCCAAAUCUAUUUAAUAUGAACGUUAGCCUUUCUUUUUGAUAAUUUUCCCCCUACAACACGGCCUGACUCAGCAGAACAGUGGUUCUCAGCUGUGGGUAACGCUGUCCUCGAGGAGACAUUUGGCAUCUGGUGUCACUGGGCUGUCAUGGGGGGAGGGGUGCCAACAGCAUUUUUUUUUUUUUUUUGUGGUAUGCGGGCCUCCCUCUGUUGUGGCCUCUCCCGUUGCGGAGCACAGGCUCCGGACGCGCAGGCCCAGCGGCCAUGGCUCACGGGCCCAGCUGCUCCGCGUCAUGCGGGAUCCUCCCAGACCAGGGCGCGAACCCGGUUCCCCUGCAUCAGCAGGCGGACACGCAACCACUGCGCCACCAGGGAAGCCCUCAACAGCAUUUUUUAAUGUAGAACCUGGGGAUGCUGCUAAAUCCUACAACACAAAGGAUGAGCCCCCAAAAGAA
Physeter macrocephalus (sperm whale) is the source of this 4754-nucleotide messenger RNA. RefSeq names its product GTP binding protein 4 (gene GTPBP4). The transcript is spliced from 17 exons. Gene Ontology annotation, molecular function: GTPase activity; GTP binding; RNA binding. Gene Ontology annotation, biological process: ribosomal large subunit biogenesis. The record is from RefSeq and is a predicted model, not a curated record. Bases 72 to 1976 code for a protein of 634 amino acids. Lineage: Eukaryota; Metazoa; Chordata; Mammalia; Artiodactyla; Physeteridae. Gene Ontology annotation, cellular component: nucleolus.